Larimichthys crocea (large yellow croaker) is the source of this 3660-nucleotide messenger RNA. RefSeq names its product fibroblast growth factor 19 (gene fgf19). The record is from RefSeq and is a predicted model, not a curated record. The coding region runs from base 497 to 1132 and encodes 211 amino acids. The transcript is spliced from 3 exons. NCBI's taxonomy places the organism in Eukaryota, Metazoa, Chordata, Actinopteri, Sciaenidae. Gene Ontology annotation, molecular function: growth factor activity.
CCAGGAGAAGCAAAAUACGGGCUGCUUGAUGAAGGAUUUGAACUGAGAUCGCUUUGCUUCAUUCCAGUGAUCUGGUUUCUGUCUUUUACUGAUUGUGAGUCCACAUGCAGGUCGUGUCCACAUUGCGUCAGUUCUAACUUUAUUUCAUUCUUCCAUAAUAAUUCAUAAUCAGACCAAGUUCUGGAGAGGAAAUGACACGGGUUUAAGUGAUAAGCUUUGGUAUUUCUAACAUGACGGUGAGUUUUGGAUGAAGAUCGUUUGACCUGACAGGGGCUCGCCUGGGCUCGCUGGGGGCCAGUGGAGUGCUAUGAUUCAGUUGGAUGUCAUGCAGGGGUGUGUUGUGGUCCGCUUCUGCGAACUGGAUUUUGGAAAGAGGUUAUCUCCAGCUGAUAAGAGGCUCAUUUAAAAGGUUGGUUAGGAUGAGACUGAGUGACUUCACACGACCAACUGAAGAGAGAAACAACCGAGAGCUCACCGACAGAGGAUUCCACCGACCAUGCUGCUGUCCGUGCUCUGUGUCUCCGUCGCCAAUAUGUUUUUGUCUCUUGGAGUUGCCUGCAUGCCCCUAUCGGACCACGGGCCCCACAUAGCCCACGGCUGGGACCAGGUAGUCCGGCUCAGGCACCUGUACGCUGCUAGACCAGGACUGCACCUCCUGAUCAGCGGGGAUGGACAGAUCCACGGCUCCGAGGACCAAAGUGUGUACAGCCUGCUGGAGAUUCGUCCCGUGGAUUCAGGCUGUGUUGUCAUCAGGGGAGCCGCAACCGAGCGCUUCCUCUGCAUAGAAGGCGACGGAAGACUGUACUCAUCGCACACCUACAGCAGAGAUGACUGCACCUUCCGAGAGCAGAUCUUACCAGAUGGGUACAACAUCUAUGUCUCUGACAGACAUGGAGCUCUGCUCAGUCUGGGAAACCACCGGCAGAGGCUGCAGGGUCGAGACCGUGGUGUCCCAGCUCUGGCCCAGUUCCUCCCCAGAAUCAGCACCCCUAAUCAGUCUUCUUACUCUGGACUGCAAGUCCUUGACCAGCCGGGACAGAGUGCAGCCCAAACAGAGGAACCUAUGGACACAAUGGACUCGUUUGGAAAGCUCUCUCAGAUCAUUCACAGUCCCAGCUUCCACAAGAGAUGAGACUGCAGCUCUGAGACACCAGGACAUGAGUGUGUUCUGGUGUGUUCUGCUCUGUCCAAGGCCUGAAACCAUGCACUCCUUCCUGCAUGUUAAAAACCAGGGACUGACUGCGACACUCUUCCAGCACUGUCCCAUCAGACAUGACCUAACAAAAUACAAGUGCAGUGUCUUACAACAAUGUGGACAAUCACUUGUACUGAGUAGAAUGUUUCAUCCUGUCAUUUUCAGUGACCAAACAAACAGCCAUAGUGUGCUCGUUCCUCCUUCUGAUACACCAGGAGGAUGUGUUUGACACAAUGGUGUGUUUAGAGUAAAAAGAAGGUGACAGCACCAGAAAGCAUCGAUGAGCCAAGAGCAGCACCCACAGAGAGUGGAGAAAGGAAAAGUAUGUUUGAUUCUAGGUGCAGUGACAUCAGACAUUCUAUAUGUUCUGACUGUUUGCCACUGAAUACAAAGUCUCUCAGAUUUCCCAGGGUGCAUUUGAACAGAACAAGAAUCUCAGGGUACACGGCCACAGUGAGCUGAGGAAGAGAAACAGAACUUUGCUGUCUGUAGAUGAGGAUCAUGUUUGGAAAAUGGCAUAGUAAGUUAAUAACAUCCUGACAGAUAAUAUAGUUGUUCUAUUUAUUUGCUUAUUUAAAUGUCCAGCAGUUUCAGUGUGAAUAAUGUUUGCUUUAGAGCAUUUCACUGUACGCAUUGGUGUUUCCUGUUGUUGUAAAUGUUUGUGUUUAAUCUGAUAGAAGAUAAAUUUUGCAAUAAAGGCGUUAUUGUAAAAAAAAAAUAGAGUGUGAUUAAUGCUUGUUAAGAUGGAAACUGUGGAAAAAGUGAAAAAAUAAAUUAGAGUAUAUCACAUGCUUUUGCUUUUAUUGAAUAUUUCUGACAGAGUCUUAAACCCAAUGUUACAGGGACCCCCAACUUAGUACACGUCAGGCCAAAACACAUCCUUGAUCAUCAUCAGACAGAACGUUAUGCAUUCAAAUAUCUGUUGAAAUGGUAAAUAGCAUGUGAGCUAACUAAUGAUCCAGAGCUAAUUAUUGGAAGAAUGGAUUCUCUCGUGGUGACCCCUGGAGGCCACAGAACUCAUUGCACCCAAAAUACAAACAUGACUCAGACUCAUUCAUUUAGAAUGAAUAUUAAAAAUAAAUAAUAAAAAUAAAAACACUAGAGUUAUAAAUGAAUUCAAAUUACAAAAGAUAAAUCAUAAAGGUCAAUUACAACAUGAAAUACCAUUUUCAGCGUUUACUGUUUGUACCUGAGGUCAUCCAACCAUUCAAUGUGACCUGUCUGUUAGUUUUUCAAUAAUACUUUGAAAACAAAGAUGUUUUUAUGUUUUUGUGCUAACAGGAAGAGAUCAAGGAGAUUAAUAACACAAUUAUUGUUGGUGAGCAAAAUUCAGUGAUCAUUUUUUGUUUGGAAUGAAAAUGGGUAAACAAGAUUCUACUCAUCAUGAACACUUUCAUAAUCCACCCAUAUGUAUAAUCAUUUGACUGCAUGAGAUUGGCCAAUAUGUUGUUGUUAAAGUACAACUACAAUUAAACUUUACUUAUAUGCUAUUACUUACUGUACUCUCACUGUCUUGUAACACACAAAAAAGUUAUGAGAGCAAAAUCUCAGUGGAUUACAGUAAUGUUAUUCAUCCAUCAUCUACAGUCUAUGCAAUUUGUUCUGAAUAUUUGACUGAGCUGUCCCCAGAGGAAUGUGAAGAAAUAUUCAUCUGAACACAUCUUCUUUUCUUGAGACCUGUGGAGCUGCUGUUGGUAUCUUUAGAUAUCACUGCUACUGGACAGUUAUCCCAGUUAGUGACUAGUUAGUUACUGGUUCUGUUUUGUACAGCAGUCUGCUAAACUAAAGUCUAAAUGUUCAUAUUCAACUAUUAACUUCUGACUAGAUAAAUGCCUGAUAUACAAUCAGUCAUAGACUGAAUCUCUCUGUGCAUGGACAGUGUUUGCACAGUUUUGGACCAUACAUCAUUUUAAUGCUGACUUAGAGAAUCUCAUACAGCUCAAAUAUAAAGACCGUCUGCAGCACAUUUGUGUACCAGAACUGAGUUUGUUCUUCUCUCCUCUCCCAUUAAUCAUCUUACAGCCUUUUAGAAUAUCUGGUGAUGCUUCUAAGUGACCUGAACCUUUGGUUGGGAACAAACUAACUGUAAUUAAUUGUAUAUUGAAUUAAAAAAUAUAGACUAAACAUUAAGAAAGUACAUAGUGAGGCAGUGACCUCGGGAUGGUUCAAUGUGUGGCUGUGGUCCUGUCGACGACAUGAAGCCGUCACAUAGCUUGAAGAAACACCUUGAGCUGUCUUUCAGUAAAUGAACUCAGCCUGGAUCACUCUGAACAUUCACACAGCCAUGAUGAGGUUUGUUUUUUAACACAUCUUUAAUUGAUUCACAUAAAUCUAUCCCAGUGAUUGUUUAACAAAAAAAUUAUCAUCAGAUCACAUUUAAAAAACACCACAGAACAGCAGAUAAAUAGUCAUUUACUGUAAAACAUAUAGUGUGAUAUCCCUUUUAAAAGUGCAAGAUCAAUUUA